Molecule: messenger RNA, 2025 nt
Organism: Ceratosolen solmsi marchali
Lineage: Eukaryota; Metazoa; Arthropoda; Insecta; Hymenoptera; Agaonidae
Exons: 3
Coding region: 58-2004 (648 amino acids)
Source: RefSeq, a predicted model, not a curated record
UUAUAUUUCAAUAAUAAAUAAUAUUUAAAUAAAAACAGUAAAAUAUAAAAAUCAAUUAUGCAAGAACUCGAAGAUGAGCCCGAUGAUGUGAAAAAUGCAAGUCCGGUUUCCGAAGAAGUUAAAAAUGGAGAAGUUGAUGAGAUUAUUGAAAAAGUUUCAUCUCCCGUAAAACACGAACCUCGAAACGCACAUAAAUGCUGCAAGCAAAAUAAACCGGUACCUAAAAUCUCCAAGUCUUGCCCUGAAAAGAAGGAAAAGAAGGUGGAAAAACCUCCUGAGCCCAUACAAUUUUGCACUCCAAAUCCUUAUAAACGUGUAAAACUGGAAUUAAUACCUCGCCAUUGCCUGACCAAAGAUGAACACCAAGACACUCUUGCUAUGCCAAAGUACAUUCGUGAAAUUGCAGGUGCUAAAAAGUGUUACGACAGCAAUGAAAAAAAAUCAGUUCGCAAAGUUCGCACAAUAUAUCCACGCACGGAGUGGCUAUCUAAACCAACUAAACGUCGAAUGCUCAUGACACUUACAUACAAAAGCUCGUUUCUGUCGGCAAAAAUGUUAGAUCACUUGAUCGAUGUUUUGGAAUCUGAAACUGCCAUAACACCCGAGCAAGCGGAAGAGAUUAUACGAGAUAAAAAAAUGAAGAAAAAAGAAGUAAAGAAGAAGAAAAACAAAAUCGAUAAAUGCCAAAGUAAAUGUAAAUCGGAAACAAAGGAGACGGUAAAUAAACUUUUAAGCUGUGGCGAUCCAAGCUUAGAUUUAGAAGCAGCCGAAUGUCAAUAUUCAAUGGCUCAGCGUUUUGUCAGAAGUAUCUUAAAUUGGAAAUGUUUGUAUCCACGGGAUGACUAUCGCGAUAUAGCUGAGGUAAUACUUGAGAGGUUAAGUAAGCAAUUGGAAUACAUACCGAUUGGAAAUGAGGACCGAAAGUCCGAGCAGAUGCGACUGUUGGCUGAUAUAUUUGCGUGCUGGAUAUCAGAAAUAUUGACCAAGGUAGCGGAAAAAUAUUGCGAUGAACUAAGCGAUAUUGAAAGCGUUAAAUGUACAGACCUCGAAGAGGAGAAAGAUGACGAUGAGUAUACGGACGAGGAAGACGGAUACCCGAAAUAUUUGGAAAGCCAUUGUGGAGAUAAUGCAAGGAAGUGCCCAUCGAUCGAUGAUUUUGAAAACGAUGAUACUGAUUCAUUGCAAGGUGAAGAAAAUUUAAGUAUAUCAUCAUCGGACGACUGUAUAGACGAGGAACAACAGACCGAACCGAAACCCCAGAUAGAUUGUUCAACAAUAACGCCAAUUAAAGUUGAGAAGGAAAUUAAGAUAGACAAGGUCGCUGUGGCAGAUAUUAAAUGCUGCGAACAGGUAGAGAUGGAAAAAAUUGCAUCUCGUCUAGGCCAAACGGACGUACCCUUCAUUACUUUCGCUAAGAUCUUUGAUGCUCUCUACUGUAUGAUCGAUUCCGAACCAGCGAACGACCUCUGUUGUCCAAUGGAUAAUCGCAUUCAUCGGGCGAUUUAUGAGAAAUUCGAGGAAGUUAUACUGCUCGAGGACUCCAAUCUUCUUACCGAACGUAUGAAAGACAUCUUGGACGUGGUCACUGGUAAAUUGGCCAAAUGGUUGAGUAAGGCACUCAACAGGCGACAAAUUAAAUUCUUCGAGGAAAAUCCGGCUCAGGUGGAAUCAAACGAGAUACGUUGCUGGGCAAAGUGGAUAGACAGCGCGGCUAACGUUGCCUCCGAUUGGUCUAACUGGAUACAUACGGUGACCACAGAGGCUCAGUGCAUAAAACAAGCCGGUGGAAUAACGCGCAACAAUUGGAAAAACUGGACCGGAAAGUUCGAGACCAAUGCUUUACAGUGGAGAAAAAAGUACAUGGAGACUGUUCACCAGGAGCAUCAUAAUACCAUGAUGUUAUGCGAUAGGGAAGUACUUAAGACCUGCACGAAGAAGAUACCAGAGUAUAGCGAAACAAUUCUAAACAAUACAAACUUCGAGUCGUGUUCGAAAAUGCAUUAAUGAGAGCAAUGAAAAAAAAAA